GAAGAAGUGUGAUAUCCGGCGUUAAGGUUAGCGUUAUGCUAACAGUGGAGCUACAGGAAUUCUGCUUCGUAUAAUAUUAGUUGUUUUUCGGCUAUCGGCGUUUUUGUGUCGCAACUCAAGACAGAAUAUCUUGAAAGAUGGAGAGUGAAAUGUCUGACUUUGACCCGGCACCGGGACCUGAGACUAGCAGCAUGGAGGGGGAGAAUGCUCCACUUUACUGCAUUUGUCGUAAACCAGACAUAAACUGCUUCAUGAUUGGUUGUGACAACUGCAACGAGUGGUUCCACGGACACUGCAUCAACAUCACUGAGAAGAUGGCGAAAGCCAUACAGGAGUGGUACUGCAUGAGCUGCAGAGAAGAGAAUCCAACUUUGGAAGUAAAAUAUAGAUCAAAAAAGAAUCGUGAAAAGGAAUCUGAGUCGGACAGAGGAGAAGUACAGUACAGCACCCCAAGCACUCCGGACUAUAGGAGUGAAAGGAGGCGUGGAUCUAAAGUGAAGCGAUCGGUCCGUAUGUGUGGGGAAUGUGAGCCCUGCAGAAGGACCGAGGACUGCGCCCAGUGUGACUUCUGCAAGGACAUGAAGAAGUUUGGAGGACCCAACAAAAUCCGACAGAAGUGUCGGUUCAGGCAGUGUGUGGUUCGAGCCAGGAAAAUGCUGCGAGUGAAGGAAGAGGAGUUUUUUCUGCGUGAAAGGAGGGACAACCACCACAGAAGGAGGCGCUACUCGGACGACGACGACAGCGAGGCAGAUCUCUACCAGCAGUACAAGGAGGCGGGACUGAACAGCAGCAUGCUGUGGGGCAGUGAUGAUGAUGAAGAGCCAGCUUUCAGUCCCGUCAUGCGUAAGAAAGCUAUAAAGGUGAAGCACGUCAAGAGACGAGAAAAGAAGUUCGACAAAAAAAAAGAAUCGCGUCGUCAUAAACAGAAGCAGAAGCACAAAGACAGAAACAGACACAGUGAUAGGGGGGAUUUUCGGGACAGUGGGGGUCGGCGUCAGUGCCUCGGGCCUAACUGUAUGAAUGCAGCAAGGCUCAACUCCAAAUACUGUUCUGAUGACUGUGGCAUGAAGUUAGCAGCUAACCGUAUCUAUGAGAUCCUCCCGCAGCGUAUCCAGCAGUGGCAGCAGAGCCCAUGCAUCGCCGAGGAGCAGGGUAAGAAGCAGCUGGAGCGCAUCCGCAGAGAACAGCAGAACGCCCGGCUCCGCCUCACGGAGAUGGAGCGACGCUUCCACGAGCUGGAGGGCAUCAUCGCCAAGGCCAAACAGCAAGCGGUCCAGCAGGACGAGGAGGUGAACGAAGGAGACAGCGAGGACACAGACCUGCAGAUUUUCUGCGUGUCUUGCGGUCAUCCGAUCAAUCCAAAGGUGGCACUACGACAUAUGGAGCGAUGCUAUGCUAAGUAUGAGAGUCAGACGUCCUUUGGUUCCAUGUAUCCAACAAGAAUAGAGGGCGCCACAAGACUCUUCUGUGACGUGUACAACCCCCAAAGCAAAACGUAUUGCAAGAGGCUUCAGGUUUUAUGUCCAGAACAUUCCAGAGAUCCAAAGGUCCCAGUGGAUGAGGUGUGUGGGUGUCCUCUGGUGAAGAAUGUGUUCGAGCUGAUAGGAGAUUACUGUCGAGUUUCCAAACGGAAGUGCAACAAACAUUACAACUGGGAGAAGCUUCGGAGAGCUGAGGUGGACUUGGAGCGUGUCAGGGUGUGGUACAAGCUGGACGAGCUUUUUGAGCAAGAGCGUAAUGUCCGGACUGCUAUGACCAACAGAGCCGGUCUGCUCGCCCUGAUGUUGCACCAAACCAUUCAGCACGACCCUGUGACCACUGAUCUCCGUGGCAACAAGGAUAGGUAGUCAUCCUGGUCUCAUGUUGAUUUUGGAUCUGCAGAUCAGUGUGUUUGAC
This is a messenger RNA of Nematolebias whitei (Rio pearlfish), 1896 nucleotides long. RefSeq names its product CXXC finger protein 1b (gene cxxc1b). Gene Ontology annotation, cellular component: Set1C/COMPASS complex. Gene Ontology annotation, biological process: positive regulation of DNA-templated transcription. Gene Ontology annotation, molecular function: zinc ion binding; DNA binding. The record is from RefSeq and is a predicted model, not a curated record. Lineage: Eukaryota; Metazoa; Chordata; Actinopteri; Cyprinodontiformes; Rivulidae. Bases 138 to 1847 code for a protein of 569 amino acids. The transcript is spliced from 14 exons.